Messenger RNA from Caenorhabditis angaria, 2127 nucleotides. The record is from the annotation of a GenBank genome assembly. Lineage: Eukaryota; Metazoa; Nematoda; Chromadorea; Rhabditida; Rhabditidae.
AUGUUUUUUCGUAAAACGUUUAUAUUAUUUUUUGUUUUCCUAUUACCGUAUACAAAUGCGUUGUGGAAAUGGGAAAAUGCGACAGGUAUGUUUGAAAACUUAUGGGCUAUAAAAUGGGGAUAUUUUCAGAAAAUGUUUACAUAUGAAAGGAGGGCAGGGUUUUUAGUCAAAAUUUUUUCAAAAUUGGAAUACUUAUUUUCCGAUGUUAAUGUGUAUACUUCAAUGUUGUCUAGGAUUUUUUUUGGUAAACUGUAUGAGGACAUAUUGUUAAAUUAACACCGAAAGUCUUUUUCGAAGUCACAAUACUCUUGUGAUACAGUAUCCUUUCUCCCCUAAAAAUCAAUACAUUUGCAGGUGGAAAUGUAGAUGAUAUUCUUUCACUCAUUGUUAUGGGAGAUCCACAAUUCUAUUUCAUGUGUGAAUUAGACAAUGUUCAAUGCAAGCAUAUUUCAAAACGUUGCCGAGUUCAAUACUCACUUCCAAUCGUCAGUUUUCUGACAAAUUCUGUUAAUUUUCUGAUCCUCAAAGUUUCAGAGUUUGGAAGCAGCGGCUGAUGAAGUUUUCAAUGCAACUCAAAAAUUAGGCGCUUCAGUUUGUAUCAAAAUGGAAAGUCGGUUUGCAAAUCGAGUUCAACGUGAAGCAAUGUUACGUUUGGUUGGAGAAAUGGAUCAUAAACCAGCUGCUUUGGUUAUUGAUGGAGAUUUGACACAAUUUGGUCACUUUGAUGAAUUAGCGACUUUCAAGGUGGGUCAACAGCUGAACAAGGGUACUCCAAUAUGAAACCUUUUUUUGGAAAUGUUAAAUCAUAUUGCUUCAAGACUUUCUCUGAAAUAAGUCACCACAGGACCCUUUUCAAAUUGACAAAAAAUAUCAAAAUAUUUUUAGAGUCACUGGUAUACUGACUUCCCAGUCCCUCUUCUCCUCGGUUUGGGAAAUCAUGAUUAUCAAAACAAUGUAAAUGACUGUGCUUUCAAUUUCUGUGCACAUACAAUGCUCUCCUGGUAUGUGGAUUAUGUGCAAAAUAAAUCAAUUCAAACCGACGUUCGAAGGGAAGUUUUUAAUGGACUCGAAGUUGUUUACACGGGAAGUUUGGCGUAUACUGAAAGAGUUUGCAGUACAUCUCGUAAGUAUUCUGAAAAGUAAAUCGUAAUUUUGAAAAUCAUGUUCAGGAAAAAAUUGUGCGUAUUUGAUACAGAUGAACAAUGCAUUAGAUUAUAAAACAGAGUUUUCCUCGCUUUUCGUUCGAUGGAAUUUGUCUUCACCUUACGAAUAUGUUGAGAAGGAGUUGGAUAUUUUGAAGGUUUGUUAGGGAGUAGUUUUCAAAAUUUUUCAAAAAUGCAAAUUAAUUUUAUUUAUUUUGUUUGUUUUCCGUUUUGUUAUAGUUUGCUGUUGAGACAACCAAGAAUUCAGUUUGAGAAAUUGAAUGUUUUAAGACAUUUAUCUCAUGAAAAUCACGUAUUUUCUCUUUCACUUCACAAAAAUCAAAUAAAUUUCGCAGGGCACAAAUCUUCCAAUUCUCCUCAACAUGCAUAAAUGCGAAAAUAUUCAAUCGCAUAAGCUCAAAGCAGUACUCGACAAAUUUAUGCGCACCAUCAAAAGUGAAUCGGAGGCAAGAAAUGAGAUUCCGAAAGUCGGCGUAUUUUUCGCGCACAUGCAUCAGAGACACGAAGUACAUUUACAUUGUAUUCACGGCGUCAAAGUUCCAUUUGUAUAUGUUGGAAGUGUGCCAAAUAAUAGGUGAGAAAAAAAUCUAUCUCUUUUUUUACUACUGCUUUUUCCUUUUUUUCUGGACUUUUUUAUUCAAUUCAAUCCAACUCUCAAACUUUGGUCUGUGAGAAUUUGAUUCAUUCACCAAGGGACUUUUUUUCCAGGUUUUCUUUGAUAAAAAUAAAUGGAACCCACGCAACAAUAACUGGAUAUAAAGCAAAGGACAAUCUUAUGCAUAAAGGGGAUACAAUUGAACAUUUGGGAGAGUAUAAUCUUUGGGGUAAAUGCUCAUUUAAUGAACACUAUGUUUUUGCUGAUAAAUCAACAAGACAAAGAUGGCAACACUUUCAAAACACAAAGAGACAUUCGAGAAGUCUUGACAUUGAGCAAAACGGAGAAGAUUGUGAUUUAAAUUUGUGA